AUGGCUGCGCCAUCAGAAAUCACCGUCCGCGACCUCAGUGGGAGAUGGGAUUCGAACUCGGAGCUUUCCGACGAUGCCAAACCCAUCAUGGAGCUCCAAGGUGUGCCUUGGAUCGUUCGAAGCAUGCUUGCCAACACGUCGAUCUCCGUCACUCUCAGACAGUCCACAGACGAGGCCGGCGUGAUCAAAGUUGAUUCGAUCCAAACCUCAAUGGGUCAGGUUGUUGAGGAGACGAGGGUUCUUGAUUGGGAGCCCCGGGACCAACCCCAUCUGAUCUUUGGAAACAUGACCGUUCGGUCGCGAUUCAGCGAGCCAAAGGAUCUGGAGGUUGUAUUGCGAGACCGUGCUGGGUCUGGUGGAUGCGACUGGGAGGGGGAGGUUAUUGAGAUUGAAGUCAAGACAGUAGGCUGGAAGAGCAUUACGAUCUGGGGCUUCAUGACUAUUGAUGGAACCAGGAGAUAUGUUCGACGAUCAGUGGCGAGGAAAGACGAGGAGGAGAGGGUUGUGCAAUUGGUCUAUGAUUGGGCUGGUCCCAAUGAGUCCUAA
This is a messenger RNA of Penicillium pulvis, 546 nucleotides long. RefSeq lists its product as uncharacterized. Lineage: Eukaryota; Fungi; Ascomycota; Eurotiomycetes; Eurotiales; Aspergillaceae. The record is from RefSeq and is a predicted model, not a curated record. Bases 1 to 546 code for a protein of 181 amino acids. The transcript has 2 exons.